AUGAAAGCACCACCUGGAUUCACCACAUAUCAAUUCGCACUCCCUGAUCGUCCGACCCGAGCGGCUAUAUGCAUUGGGAACAAUUUUAUCUCCACCCUAGGGGUCACACAAUUCUCAAAUCCUAACCUGUGCAUAGUGCAAUUGACGGAGCAAUCGGGGAAGAAAAUGUACCUAACCUCUAUAUACGUCGAGCCGAUAAACGACGCAAAUGAUACCUUAAAGGGAUUAGAAGCAUUCCUGAGGGAAACAGCUGAUUCUACACACAUUAUCGCGGGAGACUUUAACGGGUGGCAUAGUCUUUGGAACUGCCCCAAAAAUAACGCUAGAGGGAACGUAGUCUCAGACAUGGUCAUAAUCAAUGAUUUGACUGUCUGCAACACUGGCUCCAACCCUACGUUUGAAGUCAUCACUGCAAGCGGACCGCGUGUAUCAAUAAUAGACCUCACCUUGCUAAAGAGCCAACCGCCUCACGGACACCGUGCAAUUAAAGUUCUUGACUGGAAAGUUGAUACUAACAUCUGCCCGUCCUCUGACCAUCACGCCAUAACUUUCACUGUAUCUACAGCACCUCAUAAGUCUGCUCUGUUUAAAAAUAAAGCUAAACUAUCGACAUUCCGCUACGAUACAUCCAGGGUCAAUUGGGAGGAAAUGGCUGAUGAGUUCAAAACUAAACUAAGCCCUGUAAUCCCCUCGGUGGAGCACAUAAUGUCAUGCACAGAAGACCAGUUAGAUGCUGAAAUUACCCACGUGACCGAGGGAAUAAUAAAAAUUUGCGACGAAUUGCUCCCACGAUCGAAAGGUCCCCCUACCCGACCACCCGUAAUAUGCCUACUUGGAAAAUAA
Messenger RNA from Leguminivora glycinivorella, 843 nucleotides. RefSeq lists its product as uncharacterized. Gene Ontology annotation, molecular function: catalytic activity. NCBI's taxonomy places the organism in Eukaryota, Metazoa, Arthropoda, Insecta, Lepidoptera, Tortricidae. The coding region runs from base 1 to 843 and encodes 280 amino acids. The transcript has a single exon. The record is from RefSeq and is a predicted model, not a curated record.